Messenger RNA from Pimephales promelas (fathead minnow), 3054 nucleotides. It is a transcript of the gene mylk4a, whose product is annotated as myosin light chain kinase family, member 4a. Lineage: Eukaryota; Metazoa; Chordata; Actinopteri; Cypriniformes; Leuciscidae. Gene Ontology annotation, molecular function: protein kinase activity; ATP binding. Gene Ontology annotation, biological process: protein phosphorylation. The record is from RefSeq and is a predicted model, not a curated record.
CAAACAUAGCCCCUCCCAGGGAGCUGCUGACGCAAAACCCCAUACCAGUUACAUUUACUGAGACCGGCUCAUUCCAUUCUUAAUAUGACCUCCCCUUUGUAGAGGUACAUAGAGUGUUCAAUGGAGAGGAAGAGAUGGAUGGAUCAACAUGUUAUUGGGGGAUUUAAAAUUUCUUGUUUUUGUCCAGCUUUGAUGCCGUCUAAUUUUUCUGCUUGGCUCAUUGUUGGAUUAUUGACGUCUUUUUGAAUACCCUGAUUGAGCUGGCUUCAUCUUCUGCAGGUGAAUCUCUUUUAGGUUCGCCAGAAGUUUUGCUGGUUUUAGUUGAGCUGUUAGUACUACCAUGAGUUCUGCUGACUCUAGCACAGGUAUUGACCUGCUUCAGGUCAGGAUUGAGUCCUUGAGUAGCAAAAUGGACAGGCUCAUAAGCAUCCAGGAAAAAGUGCUUAGCCGACUCGAAGGCAUGUCUCAGGACAUUGAUGGAAUUGAGAAAGAUGUAGAAACUCUAAAAGUGGAAAAGGAGGAGAUCCAUGUUUCUCCAGUUAUCCGUACAGGACCAGCCAAUGAGAUGAAGGAAAUGUGUCAAGAAAUGAACAGCAUCAUGUUGGCAGUAAAUCAACGCUCAGAACAGCAAACCCAAAAGUUGGAGGGAAUGGAGAGACUGGUGACGAGCAUUCAGCAGGUUGUCAGCUUUAUUGGAGAAACAGUGAAAACUUCCAAAAUCAUGGAUAUUAUGUUCAAAGGGCCAGCUUCUCGAAAAAGCAAAACGGCACUCAGGUCCAAGGAUAGUAAAAUCAAACUGAUCGCCAAAUGCCAAGCGUCAGAUAACAGUGAGCCUCUCCUUACCAAGCAAAAAGAUCACAAAGGUAAAGAUGGAAAAUUUCAUCUGAGCUUCAAAGGCCUCAAAGCACAGAAGAAGAAGAAACCACCUGAUUCAACUGUUGAUACAAUCUCUUUGAGGAAACAGACACUGUUGCUUGAAGAGGUUCAGAAACUAAAUCAAGAGAAUAUAGAUCGCUCUGAAGCAUCCCGACAUCAGGAAAAUGAUGUGCAGAAAUCUGAGGAUGGCUCAAAUACUCCCAUUCCGCAAGAACUUAUCCUGGAAGAAGCCAAGAUGCUUGAACCUGAACAAAAGAAUAACUCAGAAGAAGAGAAGGAUGUCACUCAGGACCUGAAAGAAGAUGAGAUAGAAGACGCAGAGCCAAAGAUAGAGGAGAUCCAAAUUGAAACACAACAAUUAGCAGAAGAAGAGACUAAGGAGAUGCCCGUAAAGGCCACUGACAAACUCAAAGAUCAGGAGGAAGAGGGUACGGAGGACCAGACGUCUACUGAGGUUCCUUCAGAACCCGACAUUACUGACACAGAGCCACCUACACCAACUGAUCCACCUACAUCAACUGAUCCGCCUACACCAACUGAGAACUCAGCCCAAAGUAGUGAGUCUGAGCAGGUGGACGAGGUGACGACCAGCAGCAAACGACGCGUAACAGAAGAAGAUAUGGGUUUGGAGGACCACAAGAAGAGCAGGGUUCAUGAGGGUCAAGGCCAGAGUGAGCAAGAGCCACAGAAGCCACAGGAACCCGAGGAUCUCCUUGGUGUUUUCAAAGCUGAUGGUGUGGAAUUUAAGUUGGAUUUCAGCAAACUAAAGAAAGAGAGCUAUGAGGAUGAAGAUGACGAUCACUUCUUCAUCGAUUGCACCCCACCUCCACCAGCACCCUUCAAACACCGUGUUGUGUCUGCCAAACCCAACCAGAUUAACAAUUUCUACACUAUCAACCGACAGGAGAUUCUCGGAGGAGGUCGAUUUGGUCAGGUGCAUAGAUGCAUGGAAAAUUCCUCUGGACUUACUUUGGCUGCCAAGAUAAUCAAAGCUAAGAGUCAAAAAGAAAAGGACGUGGUGAAGAAUGAGAUUCAGGUUAUGAACCAGCUCGACCAUGCCAACCUGAUCCAGCUUUACGCAGCCUAUGAGUCCAGGAACGACAUUAUCCUUGUGCUUGAAUAUGUUGAUGGAGGAGAACUCUUCGACAGAAUCAUUGAUGAGAACUACAAGUUGAUGGAGCUUGACACAGUGAUGUUCAUCAGACAGAUCUGUGAAGGCUUGCGCUACAUGCACAAAAUGUACAUCCUCCAUCUGGACCUAAAGCCAGAAAACAUUCUUUGUGUCAGCAGAGUAACUAAUAAAGUCAAGAUCAUCGACUUUGGACUUGCGAGGAAGUAUCAGCCCAGGGAAAAGUUACGAGUGAAUUUCGGCACGCCAGAGUUUCUCUCGCCUGAGGUGGUCAACUAUGAUUACGUGUCAUUCAACACAGACAUGUGGAGUCUGGGCGUUAUUACAUACAUGCUGCUCAGUGGUUUGUCACCCUUCCUUGGGGACAAUGAGAAUGAGACACUAAAUAACAUUUUGGCCUGCCAGUGGAACUUUGAGGAGGAAGAAUUCUUAGAAGUCUCGCCAGAAGCCAAGGAUUUCAUUUCCAAACUCCUUGUGGUAGAUAAAAGUUGGAGGAUAGGAGCAACAGAAGCGUUGAAGCACCCAUGGCUGUCGGAUGCAACCGUCCAUCAUCGCCUGCAUGAGAAGAAAAAUAUGUGCCGUUCGCGCAGAAACUCCUGUUUGCCUUCACCAGAGAGUUAAUAGGGACCAAGCCUGCUGUGGAACCAUGAGGAUUACUGGACAUUAUAUUAUAUAGAGAUGUAUUUCAUAAACUGAUGUGUCCACUAUAUGUCCCACAAUAACAUGUUGUUAGCUAAUGGAAAUUCUUAAACUACAACUAUCUGUCAGUCACAUGAAAUUGAUCCUAUCCCAGAAUUUGAAAUGAAGAGAUGGUGGAAUAAGAUUUGUCAGAUUCCAGGUUCAUAUGCUAAGAUUUGAAUAUGCCCGUUCACUUGUUUUGAAGCACUGGGAAGUUCAGUUCAAAGUCCUAUAUAUAUAUAAACUGUAUAUGAAGUAUAUAUAUGUAUAUGAGUAUAUGAAACCUAAAAGAUUAUGAGGAACACCAUACUAAUACUAUGUUUGAGCCCCUUUUGCCUUCAGAACUGCCUUUAUUCUACAUGGCAUUGAUU